Messenger RNA from Entamoeba invadens IP1, 1653 nucleotides. RefSeq lists its product as hypothetical. The record is from RefSeq and is a predicted model, not a curated record. Lineage: Eukaryota; Evosea; Mastigamoebida; Endamoebidae. The transcript is spliced from 2 exons. The coding region runs from base 1 to 1653 and encodes 550 amino acids.
AUGAUUGACUUGGUUAUCACUCCUAUUAUUCUCUUUAUAGUAUUUGUAACUCUUUUAGCCUUUUUCCCUAUACUUACACUGUGUCCAAAGAAGGUAUUACCUCCUCCACAAAUUGUAACAUCCCCACAACCUGUUUCAGUAUCACCCAGUACACCCCAAAUUGUCCCUUCAACUGUCGUUGAAGAAGUUCAGAUAAACAUACCACAUGAAUCACAUCUCCCGAUAUCUAUUGGAAUUGACUGGGGGUAUGACACAAUAGUCGUUUCGACCAAAACGCAAUAUUACUUUGAGCCUUUAAAACUCCCCAAUUACCCCGAAGAGUUGCCGAAUGUCAUUACCAUUGACAAGGGAGAGGUCUUUCCAUUUUUAAAAGUUUUGGGGCACAACGAUAGUAAAAUGUAUCAACACAUCUACUGUGGGUGUGAGAAUGAAUCAUAUGACUUUGACAAUCGCAUGUAUGGCCCUUUAACAUGCCAAACAGUCGUUUCCAUCAUGUUGAAUUUCAUUAAAGAACACACUAAAUGCCAAGUCGCUGCUAUAGCCGUCCGGCCGUAUCCAGAAAAUGUCGCCUUUGCUCAAUUACUCAUCCGGGCAGGAAAUGAUGUUGGCAUUCGAGUUGUAAUAGUCCCAAUGUAUGUCGGGCCACUCACUGAAAUCCUUUUCACUCAAAACAACACCACAGAAAGAUACAUUGGGAUAUUAGACGUGGGUAUUCACACUACGGACUUCUGCGUCUUCUCAAAUUGUAAUAAUGAGACAAAGAUACUUGCAAUAGAGUCAACUUCUAUAGGAAAUGCUCACCUGACAUCUCUUAUUAAAAGCUUAAUUCAACAAAAAGUGGCUGAGUGUGAUAAAAAUGGAAAUUUUGAUAUUACUGAUGACUUUGUUCUAAAAGUGAAGAAGGGCUUCUGUCAAGAGGUAACGACGUAUAAAAGUACUUUUGAGACACUUGAUGAAUCGUACGAAGUCGAAAUCAGUUACGAAGAGUAUUUCAAUGCAAUUUCAAAUGAAGUGAAGGCAUUGUGUGGGUUCAUACAAACGACUUUGAAUACCAAUUUGGGGAAUAGACCACUCGACUACUGUGAAAUGGUUGGAUCGGGGUGGAGGCCAUUUCCUGUAUUAAACGAGCUAAAGAAGUGUAUACCCGUGCAAACGCACUUGAACUCAAACAACACUAAUGCGAUAGGCAGUGUUUUAUAUGCCACACUCUUACUUGAUCCUGAGUGGAGACAUAUUGAAAUACUAAAGAACAACAAGGAAGGGAUGAUUGGGGGAAAUGCUUUUGUCGUCGAAUCUCGACAAACAGCCAAUGCCUUUGAGAGUCUUGUCAUUAAAAAGGGAGGGUUUCUCUUCAAUAAUUCUGUUGAUUUAACUAUAAAGGACUUAAAUUACCCCCCUGAAGUGUUUGAAGGAGACUUAAAAGGGUUUCAAGCGUUCAAUGACCAAUACGAAAAAAACUCAAAGAAGUACAGCGAGUUCUUGUGGGGCAAAGCAAAGCUGAAUCUGAACACCAAGAAAAACGUUCUUGGAAAUGACUACGAGCUUUAUAAAGACGAACUUGAGAAUAUCGAAUUUGGCGACAUUGAAAAACUCAAACACUUUGAGACACGCCUGAGCACUUGUAUUGAAGAGAAGAAGAACAUAAAACCCUAA